UAUUUGUUCUUGUUCGAUCUUGGCCACUGCUGGACUCAUCUUACCAAUAAUUCCCGUUUUCUCCGAUCCCCUUACCCAUUAUCCAAUUUUUCACACACACACACACAAUUAUAUAUGUGUAUAUAUAUAUAUAUACACAUUUAGUGAUCAUAUACAAUAUACCCACUUCUUAAAGUAGGUAAUUCGAUUGUUAUUCACCACAUGUGGAGGGUUGUUUGAUCCUCAGUCAGUGUUUUUCUUCCUUGUCUUCUACUAAUCAUUUCACACCUCUUCUUUAGGAAAGUUCUGAUUUUUCCAUCAAUCUAGUCUCCUUUUAAAGGCAUCAUUAAGACCUUGUUGUUGCAAUAGAGCUUUUGAAUCCAUUUAAUUCACUUGCAUCAACAGUUCUGAGUUCUCUAUCAAAGAAAAAAAUUGAAUCUUUAUAUGGGUUUUUGAGGAAUUUGUAUUGAAUUCACUUGUAUCAACAUUUCUGAGUUCUCUAUCAAAGGAAAAAAAAUGAAUCUGUAUAUGGGUUUUUGAGGAAUUUGUAAAAAAAAAAAAAUUGAAUCUUUUAUGUGGGUUUUUCAGGAAUGUGUCUCUCUGUUUUUCAUGAAUGUGUAUGUUCUCUGUAUAUGAGUUUUCUCUCAAAGAAAAAAAAAAAUGAAUCUUUUUUUGGGUUUUUCAUGAAUGUGUAUGUUCUUUGUUUUACAGACACAAUUCAACUAAUACUCUUUAUUUAAUAUUGGAAUCUCUACCCAACUUCUUAGCCAUCCAGCUCAUACAAUUAGGAAUGUGCUUUUAAUCUUCCUCAAUUUUUUUUAUGUCAUAUAUGUUUGAUUUCACAACCUUUUCUUCUUUACAUAAACAGUAGUUUUCUUUUGUUGGAUUCAUAAUGGGUUGUGUAGCUUCGAAGCAACAUCUAUGCCGGAAUUGGAAGUCUCCGGUGCCACGAUGCUACUCGAUGAACGUCCACCACCCGCCGGUGAGAGAAGGGGACAGCUACCAUGUUGUGGCACUAACCUCCACCACAUUGGGUUCUCUAGAGCUUGAUUCAGUGAACCCAACUCGUCAUUUCAACGAAUUUGAACCGCUAAUUCAGAAUCACGAUGAUAGCGAUGAUCAAUGCAACAACAACAAGAAAUGUAAUGAGUUUUCAAUUGAUUCCAUCAACAAAGCCAAGAUUGUUCCGGAAAUCAGAACACCUCCGAGUGAGCCGGAGACAAUCAACACUUGGGAAUUGAUGGAAGGACUCGAAGACACUAGCUCUUUUCGUUUGCUGCACGAAAAUGGUGAUAUCGAUACAUCCAAUUACGAUUCAAUCACGAACCCAAGUUCGAAAGCGUCAUCUAUAAUCUGUGAGUUUGAUCCAGAUGUCAUUUCCACAUUCAGAAAAGCAUUCGAUGAGUUCCGGCCGGCGAGUCCGGUUAAGCAGGCUUUGGUCGGCAAAGAUGAGUCAUUGUGUGGUUUGGAGUUGGAUGGGAAGAAUGUCAGAGCCAAUAAAUGUCCGACACGUGGGAAGAAUAAGAAGAAGGUUGUGUUGUACUUCACAAGCCUAAGAGGAGUGAGGAGGACUUACGAGGAUUGUUGUCAUGUUAGAGUGAUUUUAAAGGGGUUGGGUGUCAGAGUUGAUGAGAGAGAUGUGUCGAUGCAUUCUGGAUUCAAGGAGGAGUUAAAAGGGCUAUUGGGAAAAGGGUUUAAUCACAGCGGCUUGCCGAGGCUGUUCGUCGGCGAGGAGUACGUUGGUGGGGCGGAGGAGGUCCGGCGGAUGAACGAGGAGGGGGAGCUCGAGAAGGUGUUAGAAGGUUGUGAAAUGGUGGACAAUGGCGGCGGUGGUGGUGGUGGUGGUGGUGGUGGUGGAGUUUGUAAGGUGUGUGGGGAUAUAAGGUUUGUGCCUUGUGAGACUUGUUGUGGGAGUUGUAAGGUGUACCAUGAAGGUGAUUUUGAUGAAGAAUUUGAUGAAAGUGAGUGUGGGUUUCAAAGAUGUCCUGAUUGCAAUGAGAAUGGGAUCAUACGUUGUCCAAUUUGUUGUGAUUAAUUUGAGAAAGAAAAAAAAAAUAUUCCUCAUUUUCUUCAUUUUCUUAUUGUUUUUCUUUUGUGCUAGUUCUCUACUGUAUAGUGAGAGUUCAGACAUGACUGCCAACAGGGUGUUCAUGGUAUUUGUUGUUCAUGGAUCAUAGCACAAGCAAAUGUUCCUUAGGUUGGACCAAAUAGAGGUCCUAGACUCAUCAAGGGUUCUUUAAAUCAGUGGUAUUUAUUCCCUUAUAUUAACCAAAUUAUAAUAAGAAGUAUUUCCCUAUGCAACUUUUGGAGC
Cornus florida is the source of this 2290-nucleotide messenger RNA. RefSeq lists its product as uncharacterized. The transcript has a single exon. Bases 872 to 2014 code for a protein of 380 amino acids. The record is from RefSeq and is a predicted model, not a curated record. NCBI's taxonomy places the organism in Eukaryota, Viridiplantae, Streptophyta, Magnoliopsida, Cornales, Cornaceae.